This is a messenger RNA of Bathycoccus prasinos, 600 nucleotides long. RefSeq lists its product with no specific name. The transcript has 2 exons. Lineage: Eukaryota; Viridiplantae; Chlorophyta; Mamiellophyceae; Mamiellales; Bathycoccaceae. The record is from RefSeq and is a predicted model, not a curated record. The coding region runs from base 1 to 600 and encodes 199 amino acids.
AUGGGGUACGCGGGAUACGCUCCCGGACACUCCGUCCAAGAACUCACCGAGAAACAAAAAGCGUUACGUCAGGUGGAAUCCGUGGAGUGCUUGGAAAUGAUUGAAAAGUUGUUCAAAAACUGCGCACAAAAUCCAUCGGAGAAGAAAUAUCGAAAAGUAAAGUUUGAAACCAACGCGAAAAUCAAAGCCGCGUUCGAGAGCGGGAAAUCGACGACGAGUAAUGAGAGUGCGGUGCAAUGUUUUUUAACCCACGGGUGGGUGCUCGAAGAAGGAGAGACGAAUGAGAGAGUGUUGAAACUCCCCGAAGCGGUUCAACAAACUUUUCAGGACGUGAGAGAGGUGACGGAAAGAAAAGAAACGUUGCAGAAAGAGUUGCAAGCGGCGUUUCGGCGAAGGGUUGCCGCGCGGUCGAAAGCAGCGGGAGCGUCGAGCGGCGGCUGUUGCUCGGCGAAAGAAGCUCUGUUGAAACAGUUGGAAGCGGAUAAAUUAGAACGCGCGGCAAAAGGACCGGUGACCACGGGGAGUAAAAGAGUGGACGGCGCCUUGGGCAACGGCGGCUUUUCGACGCCGCAAGACGCCGGGUGUUGCGGUUCCGCGUGA